AUGACCAGGGGUGCUUGGAUGUGUCGGCAGUAUGACGACGGCUUAAAAAUCUGGUUGGCAGCACCCCGGGAGAACGAGAAACCGUUCAUCGAUUCAGAGAGGGCUCAGAAAUGGCGACUGUCUCUGGCAUCUCUCUUGUUUUUCACAGUCCUGCUCUCUGAUCACUUGUGGUUCUGCGCCGAGGCCAAGCUGACCCGGACCCGGGACAAGGAGCAGCAGCAGCAGCAGCAGCAGCAGCAGCAGCGGCAACAGCAGCAGCGACAGCGGCAGCAGCAGCAGCAGCAGCAGCGGCAGCGGCAGCAGGAGCCCUCCUGGCCCGCGCUCCUGGCGAGCAUGGGGGAGUCCUCGCCCGCCGCCCAGGCACACAGACUCCUCUCCGCCUCCUCGUCCCCCACCCUGCCCCCCUCCCCGGGAGACGGCGGUGGCGGCAAAGGCAACCGAGGCAAAAACAACCGGAGCAAGUCUCUUUUUCUAGGAAACUCUGCCAAACCCGUGUGGCGCCUGGAGACUUGUUACCCCCAGGGCGCCUCCUCGGGCCAGUGCUUCACGGUGGAGAGCGCGGACGCCGUGUGCGCCAGGAACUGGAGUCGGGGGGCGGCGGCCGGGGGGGAGGAGCAGCCGGUGAGGGGGACGCACCCAACUCCCCUCUGGAACUUGUCGGAUUUUUACCUUUCGUUUUGUAAUUCCUACACACUUUGGGAGUUGUUCUCGGGGUUGUCCAGUCCCAACACUUUGAACUGUAGUCUGGAUGUGGUGCUCAAGGAGGGCGGCGAGAUGACCACUUGCAGGCAGUGCGUCGAGGCUUACCAAGACUACGACCACCACGCUCAGGAGAAAUACGAAGAGUUUGAAAGUGUGCUCCAUAAGUAUUUACAAUCGGAGGAGUACUCGGUGAAAUCGUGUCCUGAGGACUGUAAGAUUGUCUACAAAGCCUGGCUGUGUUCCCAGUACUUUGAAGUCGCACAGUUUAACUGCAGAAAGACAAUUCCUUGCAAGCAAUACUGUUUGGAGGUUCAGACGAGGUGUCCGUUCAUAUUGCCCGACAACGAUGAAGUCAUCUACGGGGGACUCUCCAGUUUCAUCUGUACAGGGCUCUACGAAACCUUUCUAACCAAUGAUGAACCAGAAUGCUGUGAUGUCAGGAGAGAGGAGCAAUCAAACAACCCAUCCAAAGGGACGGUGGAAAAAAGUGGCUCCUGUCACAGGACGUCGCUCACAGUUUCAUCAGCAACAAGACUGUGCAACAGCAGACUCAAACUCUGUGUUCUCGUACUGAUUCUCUUACAUACAGUUCUCACGGCCUCGGCAGCACAGAACACGACGGCGCUGAGCUUCGGCGGCAUCAACACGCUGGACGAAGGCUCGACUAACGAGGACUAG
Equus quagga is the source of this 1380-nucleotide messenger RNA. It is a transcript of the gene NALF1, whose product is annotated as NALCN channel auxiliary factor 1. Lineage: Eukaryota; Metazoa; Chordata; Mammalia; Perissodactyla; Equidae. Gene Ontology annotation, molecular function: stretch-activated, monoatomic cation-selective, calcium channel activity. The coding region runs from base 1 to 1380 and encodes 459 amino acids. Gene Ontology annotation, biological process: calcium ion import across plasma membrane. The transcript is spliced from 3 exons. The record is from RefSeq and is a predicted model, not a curated record. Gene Ontology annotation, cellular component: plasma membrane.